UCCUGAAGUUAUGGCACCGAACUAUGAUGAUCUGAGAUUAGCUAAAGAAUACAAUGAUUCACCUCAAUUUUGGGGCCCGGAGACAAGUUAUAGCUCCGAUUACAAAUGGAAGAUGAACACAGAUUUCUUGAAGAGUUCAGUGGCCCGACGACUCCCCAACGGUCACAACCCGCAUCCACGCGAUGCAGGAACCAUUUCCUGGUUCACAAAUAACAGAGUGUGUAAUAUGAGCACGUACGACCGGCCACUGACAGGUUACGCGCACGCGCCACGCUCCAGACGUGAGAUGCUGACCACUUCCUCUCUCUGUUACCAGCCCCCUCCAGCGGAGAGUUACAGAGCUAGAACUGCUGGAGCUGCUGCUGAUAGGAAGGCUUUACUGUCUUCAAAUGGAGUCAAGUGUGCAUUGUCGACCUACUCUCAAUCCAGAAGAGCUUUUAGUGCUGAUCAGAGUUACAGUAUAAAGAAGGGAAAGAAGAUAGAUAUGCAGGUUGACAAGGAAAAGAGAGAAAAGUUACUGCAAAGAGCAGCUCGACAAGCUUACAAACCGAAGGUAGAUCAAAGGGGUCUCACAAAAGAAGAGGUGCAUCAGUUGAAAGUUGAGCGAAUGGAAUGUGAACGAGAUGCCGAACAGUCAAGGUACAGAGCAUCGUUAAAGAAGCAGAUGGAUAAGAGCAAAUAUGACUUCAGCCUAAUUCCUUUCGUGCACCGAAAUACUGAGGUUUGUCACCCUCAAGCAAGAAGGAUGACUACAAGACGAUUAGCUGCUACUGUCCCUGGGCUGGUCAAGUGAAUAAGAACUGAAAGUUUUAAUAAAUCACUUGGAGAAGAGUUGGACCUGAGAUUUAUCACUGCACGUCAACCACCUGUUAUCAGUUCAACUUGUAACUCAGUCCUAGAAUUCAAAAUAUUGACUAUUUAGUCCAAAGAAGGAACAUCAGGAACAAAUAACGAAACCUAACGGCAGUUGCUUUUGGUUGUGCAAUCUUCUCUGACAAUUGUAGGCAUUAGCAGUUUCUUGAUGUACUUGUUUAUACACUACUGAAUCGUCAGUUUCCGUUGUGUUAUUCUAUUAUCCUUUAUGUUUGCUAGAGUCGUAAAUUAUCUAAUAUUAUAUGUACAAAAAUAUGUAGUUGUAGAUAAUUAUUGGAUUUAUUUUACAAAAUAUUCAAUAUUCAUGUACAGACUAAAUGAGAACUAAAUGAGAACGACAGUUAUUUAGGUGAAUUAAAAAUUCAAAUAAUAUACUAAAUUGAAUACUGUAAUGAGACCACUGAUGACCAUGUUUUAAUGAUUUAUUCGUCCUUCUCAAC
Messenger RNA from Bolinopsis microptera, 1313 nucleotides. RefSeq lists its product as uncharacterized. Lineage: Eukaryota; Metazoa; Ctenophora; Tentaculata; Lobata; Bolinopsidae. The record is from RefSeq and is a predicted model, not a curated record. Bases 11 to 793 code for a protein of 260 amino acids. The transcript is spliced from 8 exons.